AUGUCGCUGCCAGCCUAUUGGGCGGGGAGCGCUAACCGUUUCCCUGGUAAUGUCCUAUUUAUCAAGCGAACCACUAGGCUAUUUGCCUUGCGCUCUACGGAGGAGCCUAAAGUCCAGUAUAUCUCCUUCCUGGCCCAGCAUAAUGUGUUUCCCGACCUCUGCCUGCGUACGCAGAUGCGGUACUUGGAACCGGUGGUUGAAUCCUCCUCAUCGACGGUAGCACAGCGGGUGGGUUCGGCGGAGGUUCCACGCUAUCGGGCCAAACUGCUGCGUCUGGCAGCAGUGCUGACGGCUCCUUCCCGUGCUGCGCGUUCAGCAAAAGCCCGCACUGCUGCAUUGAUUGGUGUCACUCAUCGCGCUCAGCGCCGUAGUGAGGCUGCUGGUGCGCUGGUUGCAUCCUCUGAUGAGGAGGAGGAGGAGGAGGAGGAGGAGUGGGAGGAUGGCGGAGUUGGCUGA
Messenger RNA from Paracoccidioides lutzii Pb01, 456 nucleotides. RefSeq lists its product as hypothetical. The record is from RefSeq and is a predicted model, not a curated record. The transcript has 2 exons. The coding region runs from base 1 to 456 and encodes 151 amino acids.